AUGAAAGUCGGAAAAGCCAAAAAGAAACCGGAAAUCUUCUCUGCGCAUUGUUCUGUGGCCACGGCCUUCCUGGACCCGUCCUUCUUUUACCCGAACUUUGUCGCCCAAAAGGCAUCUCAUUAUAAUGACAAAACUGGAUCUGCAAAUAUUUGGACAUAUAUCUCCAGAACGGGCUCACUUCUCCUCUUCACCCAGGUGGUAUAUAGGAAGAGUAAGUGGACGCAUCAGUCCGCGACAUUUGCGGACUGUAUAUAUUGCCAGUCAGGGCAGUCGCCAAGUGUGUCUCUUUCGUGUAGCGACGCACGUCAGACAUGGAUGCAACAUCGAGGAUGGAGCAGCCUGAUGUCUUUGUAA
Saccharomyces cerevisiae S288C is the source of this 354-nucleotide messenger RNA. RefSeq lists its product as uncharacterized. The record is from RefSeq and is marked reviewed. Bases 1 to 354 code for a protein of 117 amino acids. Gene Ontology annotation, cellular component: nucleus; cytoplasm. Lineage: Eukaryota; Fungi; Ascomycota; Saccharomycetes; Saccharomycetales; Saccharomycetaceae. The transcript has a single exon.